AUGAGCUGGUCAAAUAAUCACCGUGUGAUCUGGGACUUAUCUCAGUCUCAGUAUUACAACACACAUAGACAAACAUUGAUCUUAUGUGACUGUUCUGAUAGUUCACCAGGAUUCACUUUGUUUUAUUUACUGUCACCAAGCAUGAAUAGAAGAAUCCAGAGAUCUUGUGUUAGAAUGUAUAACAGAUAUUACAUAUCUAGUUCUAAAUUCAGACAGAUCGUGUGUUCUGAAUCAAGAAGAAAGUCAACUCAGCAUGGACCCUGUGCCAGUAGAACAUAUAGAACAAUAGAAUAUGAUACUGCCUUCUGUUUUGUUUGUGACUUUUGGCCCCCAUCUGCCUCCUCGUGGAUAGACAGAUGUCGCUCAUGGCCCCAGCCUCAUACAGUUGAUGAUAUAGUAAAAAAAGGAUGUCACUUUGUAGCAAUAGGACAUAAGUUAGGACGAAAUGAAGACCAUGAAUGGAGAAUUUCUUUUUCUCUGGCUGAACAAAAACUUGUGUAUGCAAUGAACCACUGUCAGUUCUUAACUUAUGGCCUGCUUAAAUUGUUCUUAACAGAAAUAAUUAACAAUGGAGUAGGUGAUGAAGAUAAAUUACUUUGUUCCUAUCACACAAAGACAGCAGUUUUCUGGGUGAUUCAACAAAAUAUAAUACCUUACUGGUGGUCGCAAAAUCUCCUGGGGUGUUUCUGGGUCUGUUAUAAACUCAUCCUCAAAUUGAUGUAUGAGGGGGUCUGUCCUAACUUUUUCAUUCCAGAUAACAACAUGUUUCUGAGUAAAAUUCAUGGUGACAAACAACAUCAAUUAUUUAUUAGACUGUAUGGAUUGUAUGAGAAGGGUAUAACAUUCCUGCUACUCAGUCCCUCCAUUAGCUCUUAUAUUAUAAAUGUCCUUCAUAACCCCAGACUCUCUAUCUGUGCAGAUGAACAUAAUCUGAUUUCUGAGACCCAGUUUGAUUUAAACCUAUUACAAAGAUGA
Molecule: messenger RNA, 975 nt
Organism: Saccostrea cuccullata (small rock oyster)
Lineage: Eukaryota; Metazoa; Mollusca; Bivalvia; Ostreida; Ostreidae
Exons: 1
Coding region: 1-975 (324 amino acids)
Source: RefSeq, a predicted model, not a curated record